Eucalyptus grandis is the source of this 628-nucleotide messenger RNA. Its product is annotated as stress-response A/B barrel domain-containing protein HS1. Bases 79 to 408 code for a protein of 109 amino acids. NCBI's taxonomy places the organism in Eukaryota, Viridiplantae, Streptophyta, Magnoliopsida, Myrtales, Myrtaceae. The transcript has 2 exons. The record is from RefSeq and is a predicted model, not a curated record. Gene Ontology annotation, biological process: pollen tube adhesion.
ACUCUCUCCGAAGGAUUAUCAAUAAGGGAUGGUGCAGCGCGGACAGAGACUUCUGAACUCCGGAGUAGGAAGCUGACGAUGGAGGAAGCGAAGGGAUUGGUGAAGCAUGUGGUGCUCGCCAAGUUCAAGGACGAAAUUCCACCUGACCAGAUCGAGCAACUCAUCAAGGGUUUCGCCAAUCUCGUCAACCUCAUCGAACCCAUGAAAUCAUUCCACUGGGGAAAGGAUGUGAGCGUCGAGAACUUGCACCAAGGCUUCACACACGUCUUCGAGUCAACAUUUGAGAGCACCGAGGGAAUGGCGGAGUACAUUGGUCAUCCUGCACAUAUUGAAUUCGCGAACCAGCUCGUUCCUGUACUGGAGAAACUAGUCGUGAUCGACUACAAGCCGACCAUUGUCCAUACCUGAGUUGGCAUCGCAUUGGAAGCUCUGCAAGCAUUGUGAUUGAAUAAUAAGUUUGUUAUGUAUGGCAAAACCGAAGUUUUUUUUUAACUGUGCCAUUAUAUUGGUAAGGUGAUUGAUAUGGUUCAGACUCGAGAGACUCGUCUUUGCAUAUUACAAGGCAAAAUAUAAUGCUGUAUCACCAUGGGGAAUAUGUUUUAUCUAAAUCCAGAUUUAUGAGGACAAA